This is a messenger RNA of Diaporthe batatas, 1308 nucleotides long. RefSeq lists its product as uncharacterized. The transcript has 2 exons. The coding region runs from base 1 to 1119 and encodes 372 amino acids. Lineage: Eukaryota; Fungi; Ascomycota; Sordariomycetes; Diaporthales; Diaporthaceae. The record is from RefSeq and is a predicted model, not a curated record. Gene Ontology annotation, molecular function: hydrolase activity, hydrolyzing N-glycosyl compounds.
AUGUUUCUUAAAAGGUGUUUCGCACGGGGCUUGCUCUUGUGGUUCGGCAUCUCGGCGGCGGCUGCUAAUCGCAAAAAUCUCUUCAUCGACACAGAUCUUUUCAGCGACUGCGAUGAUGCAUCAGCUAUCCUCCUCGCUGCUACGAGUCCAGAGUUGUCACUUAUCGGCUUGAACAUCAACUACCCCUCUUCUUACUCUGCUCUCGCAGCAUCUGCCAUCCUCUCGCAUUACGGCCACCGUCAGGUCCCCAUCGGCGUUCCCAGACCCAUCUCGAAUGAGACUUUCACAGAUACGUGGUCAUUCGAACUGGGCGAAUUCACGACCAAGGUCGCGUAUCACUGGCGCUGCGAGGACUGCGCUGUGCGCUGGGGGCAUGUGGACGACGAUGCCUGGGAUCCAGUGGCGCUUUACCGGAAGCAACUCAGCGAGGCUGCGGAUGGUAGCGUCACCAUCGCGUCGAUAGGGUUCCUCAAUAACCUGUCCAGGCUGCUCAACUCAUCCGGCGACGCAUACUCGGAGCUCACCGGCGCUGAACUAGUCGAGAGAAAAGUAGCACAGCUGGUGAUUAUGGGAGGCGCCUAUCCCAGCGGGCACGAGUUCAACUUCUGGGGCUACGACCCUUUGGCGACAGCACAUGUCGUAAAUAACUGGAAAGGGCCUGUGGUCUUCUCCGGCUCUGAGCUUGGUGGCAACGUGACGAGCGGCGGCAGCCUGAUGGCUCGGGGCCCAGCGAGCGAUCCAGUCCGUGCAGCUUAUUUCUACUACACGUACAACACCUCGCGUUUCUCGUGGGAUCCUCUCACCAUGCUCUACGCCAUCAACGGCCUUGGAGACCUAUUUGAGUUCGGAAAUGACAAUGGCUACAACUUUGUGCACCCAAACGGCUCCAAUGCCUGGGUUGCCGACGAGAAUGUCACGAAUCAACAUUGGCUGAAGCUCAAGGUGGACAAUGUCACAGCGGCGAGAUAUCUGGACGAGAUGAUGGUCGAAGGUUCUUGGUCUGCUGUCUCCAACACGGACAGAUUCACAAGUUCGGGGAAAUCCCGAGCUUCCCAUUCGGCGAAACUACCAACUCGGCCACGGCAGUACACCCUGCAUCAUCAUCAUCAAAGGCUGUGACUGACCUUUGGGUGGCGCCAUGAAGCGAUGUGACCAAUGCUGAUAGGAGUAUUAAUGAUUAAUGAAUGAUAUGUGGCUAGGGCAUGACACUUUGCUCAAUAGACGUCUUAUUUACCGGUCUCGUUACACUUCGAGCCCUUCCAUUCGUAUCAGGCAAGAGGCAGACCAAUAACUGUGACGAUCUGUAGG